Messenger RNA from Toxotes jaculatrix (banded archerfish), 4404 nucleotides. Its product is annotated as malignant fibrous histiocytoma-amplified sequence 1 homolog. Gene Ontology annotation, molecular function: protein binding. Bases 26 to 2599 code for a protein of 857 amino acids. The record is from RefSeq and is a predicted model, not a curated record. Lineage: Eukaryota; Metazoa; Chordata; Actinopteri; Toxotidae. The transcript is spliced from 10 exons.
CACUCCACAAAUAUCUGUGAAGAAAAUGGCUGCUAUGAAUGAGUCCAUAUCUGCAGAUGUAUUCCACACAGCUCACAGUUGGGAAGUAUGGGACCUAUCGGGACAGAAUCUGAAGUCCCUUCCUCGGGAUCUCCUAACACAUGCUACGAGUGUGGAUUUGCAGAGGAACAAACUGAAACGGGUCAUCGGCAUCUCCAGAUUCACCAACCUGAUGGAGCUUAAUCUCUCCAGGAAUAAGUUAGUGGAGUUUUCUCGGGAAAUAUGCUACCUGCACAAACUAGAGAUACUCUACAUGAACCAGAACAACAUCAGAUCCAUUCCAGAGGGAAUCUUCCCCCAUCUUAGAGUGCUAAAGUUUGUAAAACUCAGCACCAAUCGCUUGACCAAGCUUCCUUCAGAUAUAAACCAGUGCACCAGUAUCACUCACCUGGACCUUUCCAGGAACUGCCUGCAAAACAUCCAGCCUCUAAUUGGUCUCCCAAAAUUGAAGGAGCUUUUGGUUGAGAGGAACCAACUGACCGAGCUCCCAUUCCAGCUCUUCCAGAGCGGUAACUGUGAGCUGACUGUGUGCAAGGCCACGGGCAACCCGCUCAGGUGCCCACCAGAGGAGGUCUGUGCUGGAGGGGUCAUGGACAUCCAGAGCUACUUCUGUCAAAUGGAGGAGAACCCAAAUACAUGCCAUGCCUGGACAGUCAAGACCAUGUUCCUGGGCUCCUCCAUGGCAGGGAAGUCCACACUUUGCCGCAGCCUGAGAGAAGGAAAGCCUGUGGUGGUGGCAGUGAAGGACCGGACCGAGGGAAUUGAGAUCAGUCAGCUGUACACCCAGGAAGUCCGUUUCCUUCUCUGGGACUUUGCAGGGCAGGAGGAGUACUACCUGACACACCACGUCUUCAUUACACCACGAGCCCUCGUCAUCCUUACUAUUGAUUUAGCCAGAUACAGCAUUGUAGACCCACAGUCUUUCAAAGACCAACUGUGGUUCUGGUUAAACAACAUACAGUUGCGUGUGCCAGACUCAGUGGUCCUGCUGGUGGGAACACACUGUGACCAAUGCAGAGACCAGGAGGAGGUGAUGGAGAAGAAGGACGACAUCGAGGAGAAGGUCAAAACCAUGUUGGAAAACAGGAGGCUGGUUUUAAAACACCAGAAGAAAAACCUGGAGGAAAACAUAGACACCUCUUUGUUCACAGACCAGGUGGAUGAACUGGAUUGCCUUUUGGAAUACAAUCUGAAGGUUCUGGAUCUUGUGACUCUUGACUGCACAAGGACUGAGGAUAUAGCUAAGCUCAGAAGUCAUAUUUUGAUGUGCAUUCAGUCAGAAAGUGUGGCUCUGUGUUCCGAGAGUAUCUUACCGAAAAGCUAUGAAGAAGUGGAGCAAGCCAUUCAUACACUUGUUGCUCUAGAACAAAUUCCUCAACAUGGUAUUAUUCUACUUGAAGAACUGAGUGACUUAAUUCUAAACCAUGUUAAACUGAGCAAAGAGAGUCUCUGCUCCAUCUUGCAAUUCCUCUUGAGAUAUCUGCACCGUAUUGGGGUGAUUGUUUGGUACGAAGACAUCGAUGUACUAAGUGACAGAGUGUUUAUCCAACCUUCAUUCCUCAUCUCAGUGUUCAAGAGCAUUGUGAGACACGACCUGGUGGAGUGUCUGGAGGGGGUAUCCAGAGACCAUCUCAUGCAGGAGGGGGCCCUGGUGAAACAAAAGUUAAUCUGGGUGGAUGACUUGAGGUGCAGAGGGACCCUACACAAUGCAGCCAUGCGCAUCUUGGUCCGCAGAGAGUUAGAGAAACUGGUCGUGGAUGAUGAUGACUUGAUCAGAGAGGUGGUGGGAACCAAGAGGGAGGAGGGCAUAAUACUCACCCUGCUGCAGUAUUUCGAGGUCUGCCUCCCCACUCUUGUUGGGAGUCCCCUGGACCCCCAAGCGCCAGAGUUCAUAUCUGGUAUGAAGCAGUGGGAGUCAGCCAGGGAGGCCAAAAGAAAUCCAGAUGGAGCGUGUCUCUUCCCCAUGUACCUGAAGGAUGACCUCAUAGUGUGCCAAAACUGGGGUCAGGACAAGCAAGAUGACCUCAGGGUUCACGUCUACUUCCUUCCUGAGAUUCCUCAUGGCUUCUUUCACAGAAUGAUCAUCAAGACGUGCUCCCUCUUCGCGACUCACUGGGUGGGUAAAGAGCAGAGUCUCUUCUGCUGUGGGAACAAGCUGGCUCUGGUGAGGCAGAGGAACAAAGAUGAAGAUCCAUUCAUAGAGAUACGCUGCAGGAGACCUGAGAAGGAUGAGGAGUUUCGGCCGUUGUGGGAUCUGAUCUUGGCCGUGAUGUCCAACCUGUUUGUGCUGUCCAGGCAGUGGCCAGGAGUGACCCAUCAGGUCCACACACCCUGUCCAGAGAGAGGCUGUCCACACUACUUCACCUGGAGAGACUGGAAGGAGCUCAGCAACACUAAUUUAUACAACCUUGUGAAGGAGGAGAAAUUAGUUUGCCAGAGAGGCCAUACGCGACGGACCGAGCUGAUUUUUCCAAAAGUUCCUACUCUGAAAAAAGGAGACUGUUGGAGAACACCGCACCACGAAGAUGACUCACUCCAAACGCUUACCUUUAACCUCUGAGGUUAAGACAUAAGUGAGAGGAAAGAGGGGAGUUAAGGGAACUGACAUGCACAAGAACUGGAUCAACAAAUGGAGCAAUCAAAUAAACCAAAGGGACAAACAAAGUCCUUCCCUCAGCUGGCUAUGGAUGAAAAGGUCAUUAGGAAGCACAUUGUGCUUCACAUGAAAGAUGACUGAUUGGAUGACAGUAAUACUGCAUUUGUAGUUAUUACAGUAAGUUUUUGAAAAUAUUUGAAGGUAGGUGUAUGAAGUGAGUCCAGUUACAGAUGAAAGAUUUGAUGGGAUGGUAAGAAAAAAGAGAAAUUAAGAAAAUAAUAAUAGCGUCUGUGUCAUCACUUCCUGUAUUUCUAAACGCAAUGUGCAGUCUGUCCGUGCAAAAAUAUCGCCCUCUGCUGGUUUCUCUCUGACAUGAUUCCUUCGUGGUCUCAGUUCUUGUUCUUGACAUGUCAAUAUCCUGUCUUCAGUGUGGGUGUUUUGUUUGUUUUACGGGACAAAUAAGAGCUUUCGUUCUCAGUACUAAGGGGUUUUCUGUCUGGAUGAAUUAACUACUGUUGGUAUCUGAAUCUGCGGGAGAAAAUACACCUGUCACAUGCAGAACAGUUACACAGAUUUGAUGAAUAUGUUGGGUCAGAUAUUUCAGAUCAGUUCAGUCUGAUUCAGACUGCUGAUAUCCACCUAGCGGCGAUCCACCUGUUUUUCUAGUCCCAGCCCUCUCCUCUCUGCGGGAGCUCCUGCUGCCUUUAAGGUCUCCUCGUAAACUCCAACUUUUAGUGGAAAUACUAAUGCACGCAGUGUGCUGUAUUUUUGAGUUCUGUGAGUCAGAAGAAACGAAAAAAUUACUAAUCACACACAAGUUUUCAUAGAGGAGGAUACUUUAUUUUGCAAACGACUGUUUUGUAUCUCCAAAAUUUUAGCUCAUCUCAGAUCUAGUAUCCACGUAUCUAAACAAAACUGUUAAUUAGGCUGAAAAACACCUGCGUGCCCCACUCAGGCACUUACAAAGACAGCCUGGGCCUGUGCUCGGGUCCUCUUUGCCACACCAGGAAGUGCUACAAUGGCUAAGAACAAAGGUAAACUACAGAAAAAAUACAGAAAAAAUAUUAUAAUAUAUAUAAGUAUUUCUGUAACUUACAUACAGAUCUUAUUUAGUGGUGGGAGAUGACUGUGGACAAAGCAGUGGCACACAGAAAUUCUUUUAACCCAAAUAAUUCAAAUACUUUAGGCUGCAUGCAGAUUAAUAUCAAGUGAUGCACGGGACAUGUAGAAACAAUGAAUACAUUUACUAAAAUAAAGAAAACUAAUGUUGCACAAACUGUGUGUGUUAUGCAUAAAAUGUAAACGUUGACAUAAGAUAAAAACACUAAAAGUAAAUAAGUUGUUGUGUGUUCUGGCCGCCACAAAUCAUGAUAAAAACAAAGACACUGUUUCCAUCAUGACGUGGAUUCAAUUUGAGGGAUUACACUUUAUACAGAUACAGAAAAAAUAUUGUGUGGCCCACAUUCAUCCAUUUCUUUUUAAUUAAUUUAUUUUGUACAUGUCUUUUUGAACAGAGUAGUGUAACAGAGUCUGACUUGUGUGAUCUGGUUAUCUGUUCAAAACUGUGGUCCCACACACAAUGAAAUGAUUUAGAUUGAAUAGAACUGUAUCUGAACUGUGACUGUGACCUGUUCUGAUCUGUGCACUCUAACACUGCAAAUAUUCUGGUGCCUGGCUUUUUAGGCAUUUAUACACAUGACGUGCUGGUUAAUAACCACAUUAGAAAUGUUUAACAUUUUUUUGUACAAUUGAAAUGUUCAAUUGGCUCU